Messenger RNA from Enhydra lutris kenyoni (northern sea otter), 1364 nucleotides. Its product is annotated as four and a half LIM domains 2. The coding region runs from base 72 to 911 and encodes 279 amino acids. The transcript has 6 exons. The record is from RefSeq and is a predicted model, not a curated record. Gene Ontology annotation, molecular function: transcription factor binding; transcription coregulator activity. Gene Ontology annotation, biological process: negative regulation of transcription by RNA polymerase II; negative regulation of calcineurin-NFAT signaling cascade. Lineage: Eukaryota; Metazoa; Chordata; Mammalia; Carnivora; Mustelidae. Gene Ontology annotation, cellular component: nucleus; Z disc.
GACCGAGUCCGUGUUUUCAGCACCGCGGAGGCAGGUUUCCACACCAGGCUGUUGAAGGGCUGGGCGUCAGGAUGACCGAGCGCUUUGACUGCCACCAUUGCGAAGAAUCUCUCUUCGGCAAGAAGUAUAUCCUCAGGGAGGACAGCCCCUACUGUGUGGCAUGCUUUGAGGCCCUCUACGCCAGCACUUGCGAGGAGUGCGGGAAGCCCAUCGGCUGUGACUGCAAGGACUUGUCCUACAAGGACCGACACUGGCAUGAGGCCUGUUUCCAGUGCUCUCGGUGCAAGAGCUCGCUGGUGGACAAGCCCUUCGCUGCCAAGGAGGACCAGCUGCUGUGCACGGACUGCUACUCCCACGAGUACUCCUCCAAGUGCCAGGAAUGCAAGAAGACCAUCAUGCCAGGUACCCGCAAGAUGGAGUACAAAGACAGCAGCUGGCAUGAGACCUGCUUCGUCUGCCGCCGCUGCCAGCAGCCCAUCGGCACCAAGAGCUUCAUCCCAAAGGACAACCAGAACUUCUGCGUGCCGUGCUAUGAAAAACAGUACGCCUUGCAGUGCGUUCAGUGCCAAAAGCCCAUCACCACCGGGGGCGUCACAUACCGGGAGCAGCCGUGGCACCGGGAGUGCUUCGUGUGCACCGCGUGCAAGAAGCCGCUGUCGGGCCAGCGCUUCACGUCCCGCGAGGAGUUCCCCUACUGCCUGAGCUGCUUCUGCGACCUGUACGCCAAGAAGUGUGCCGGCUGCACCCACCCCAUCAGCGGACUUGGUGGCACAAAGUACAUCUCCUUUGAGGAACGGCAGUGGCAUAACGACUGUUUUAACUGUAAGAAGUGCUCCCUCUCACUGGUGGGGCGAGGCUUCCUCACAGAAAGAGAUGACAUCCUGUGCCCUGACUGCGGGAAAGACAUCUGAAGCCCACACAGCUGCUUAUGACAUGCACGGAUUUAGACACUCUCAUUCUCCACCAGGCAGUGUUGUGUCUGGUCUCCACCGGCCAUGCUGAAACUUUCCUCUUGUGCUUCUCAGUGAUGUUUGCGUUUGUUUAAACCCUUUAAUCCUUUGUACUAGCUCAGUCCCAGGGAAGGAGGAAACCCUUCUGUAAACCCGUGGUGGGAAGAUGAUGUUGAAUUUUCAUAAUCAAGCAGGGCAAUUCCAAGUGUAAAAAUCCUUUUGAAUGACAUCUUUAUACAUGUACCUUUCUUUCACUACGUAUUUAAUUUUUAAGUGCAAUUAACACAUCACGAACUUGAGUUUCCCGAACUACAUGAGAUAAUGAAGAGUGGGCAUUUACAACUGUGUAGCUUCCUGUCAUGUAAGACCUAGAGCAAGAUCAUAUAGCUUACAAUAAAGUUAUCCAGAACAAAA